CACGGCGACAAUGGUUGUGAGCAUUGAUUUUUCCACCCUACUUAUCAGCACAUGCUUCCGCCGUAUGCAUACAUACGUACCAGUCCACUUGGCUGCUCUCUUUUUUUCCGUCUAGUUUUGAAGGUUCUGCCGGGCGGUGUAUAGCGCCAAGACCUUAGCGAGCCACGCCUUUCGCCCACACGCUCGCUCGAAUUCGAAAACUUCGUCCCUAUACUAACCCACAGCUCGACAACACCUCACCACAUUCAAAAUGGGUAUCGAUCUUGACCGCCAUCAUGUUCGAGACGGGCACCGCAAGGUCGCCAAGUCUACCAACCCCUACGUGAAGCUGUUGGUCCGUCUCUACAAGUUCCUGUCUCGCCGAACUGAUGCACCCUUCAACAAGGUCGUGCUCCGCCGCCUCUUGAUGUCCAAGAUCAACCGCCCACCGGUCAGCUUGUCCAAGAUCGUAGCCACGGCUGCGAACAAGCACUCCGCCAAGGAGAACGAGGGCAAGACUGUUGUCAUUGUCGGCACCGUCACCGACGACAACCGUCUCCCUGAGAUCCCCAAGCUCUCCGUGGCCGCCCUUCGCUUCACCGCGUCUGCCCGUGCCCGCAUCGAGAAGGCCGGAGGUGAGACCCUCACCAUCGACGAGGUCGCAACCAGGUUCCCCACUGGCUCCAACACCAUUCUCCUCCGUGGUGCCAAGAACUCCCGUGAGGCCGUCAAGCACUUUGGCUUCGGUCCCCACUCCAACAAGAAACCCUACGUCGCCAGCAAGGGCCGCAAGUUCGAGCGUGCUCGUGGUCGCAGAAGGUCGCGUGGUUUCAAGGUGUAA
Periconia digitata is the source of this 820-nucleotide messenger RNA. NCBI's taxonomy places the organism in Eukaryota, Fungi, Ascomycota, Dothideomycetes, Pleosporales, Periconiaceae. The record is from the annotation of a GenBank genome assembly.